Messenger RNA from Rhagoletis zephyria (snowberry fruit fly), 4633 nucleotides. It is a transcript of the gene Chpf, whose product is annotated as Chondroitin polymerizing factor. Gene Ontology annotation, cellular component: Golgi cisterna membrane. Lineage: Eukaryota; Metazoa; Arthropoda; Insecta; Diptera; Tephritidae. Gene Ontology annotation, molecular function: glucuronosyl-N-acetylgalactosaminyl-proteoglycan 4-beta-N-acetylgalactosaminyltransferase activity. The record is from RefSeq and is a predicted model, not a curated record.
GUGCGGUUGUGUUUUGUGAGCGGUGUCUCGCGAUUUCUUCAUGCUACAUACAUAUAUGCUUGCCAUCAAAUAAAAUAAAGUGCUAUCGAAUAUGAAUGGAAUAUGUGAGCUGUACACCAGUAAAACGUGAUUUUACCAACCACUAGAAACUAACAAAAAAAGUGCUAUGGUGCCAAAAUUAAAACGGAAAAAGCAAUAAAUAAAUACCUAAUAAAUGGGAAUGUACUCCUGCAAAAAGCUGCAAAAAAAAAGUUAUCAACGAAUUUGAAAAUAAGAAAAAAGAGUGGAAUUGCUGUUAAAAGCAGGGAAAAAAUUGAAAAGAGAAAUAAAAUUUUGGUGGUGCGUUCAAUUGUCUGUUUUAUGUUUUAUGAAUACGAAAUAUCGUGUUUUUGUUUGCUGAUUUGCCGAUUCGUUUGCUUUCCGUCUGCCGGUUCAAGUUCUUCUGCUUCGCCUGUUGCGUUAAUUGCGUGCGUGUUUUACUAUCGGCGUGUGUGUGUUAGUGUUGCAACGUGCAUACUUAUGUAUGUAUGUGUGUGUAGCGUGUGGCGCGACGUACAUAUGGAGCAAGUGUCAUGCUGCAUUGUGGAUCGAUCGUCGGCUGGAGGUAACGUGGUGGACACACAGCUUCAACAGCAGCAAUAACACACAUCAGUUUGCAUCUUCAACAACAGCGAAUAAAACCAAUACGCAUUUCUUUGAGUGCAAAGAUCGCUGUCUAUAGUUUUCUCUCCUUUCUGUGUUGUUCUUUGCAACGGUUUAAUGCUGUUUGGAGACAACAACGACGACGACGACGACGGUGGUGUCAAAGAGUGCUAUUGUGACUUGCAAUUACCAACUGCUCAAACGCUUUGUGGCAGUUAUCACCGUUUUUGGGCUAUUAACCAUAAACCGGCUUAUUCCUCAUUCAAUUGGAUUCUUCAAAUUCCACGAACUGAUCGAUCAUGCGAAGAUCUGCGCUCAACCGGAAUCAUUACUUUGUAUUUGGGAUCCUGGUAGGAUUGGCGCUGAGUUUAUACUUGCCAGAAGAUGUGUGGGAUCUGGUGCAGAAAGAAGAAUGUCCUCAGGAGGCUGCUGAAAAUAGUCUGAUCGAGAAAUUUGGGCAAGAUUUCGAACCACAUUUAAAUUUAAUCAGCAAACCAUUGGCGGCUAAGAAACCGGCAAAGAAUGUCAAUCGCCCACGCUAUUACUCCUCGGAAUUGGGCAUACGCGAGAAAAUCUUUAUUGGCGUCAUGACGUCACAAGACAACAUAAAUACACUAGCCACAGCGAUUAAUCGCACCACAGCGCAUUUAGUGAAUAAGAUCAAAUUUUUCAUCAAUGCCGACAAUGUGAAAACGAACUAUAAACUCAAGAAUAUUGUCGGUUUCACGGACACACGUGAAAGCUUACGUCCAUUCCAUGUGAUAAAAUACAUUGCGGAUAAUUAUCUUGAUGACUACGAUUAUUUUUUGAUUAUGCCAGAUACGGUCUACGUGGAUGCACGUAAAUUAAAAGCAAUGCUAUAUCACAUAAGCAUUACAUUCGAUCUGUAUAUGGGCGCUAGACUGGAGCUAAGUAGUAUCGCCCAAGACGGUGACGACAAUGUUUAUGCGGCUGCUGGUCGCGCCGCAAAUUCCAAUGGUGUUGAUGAUCUCGGUAGUCAAAGUGAUCGUAAUUACUGUGAUUUAAAUGCCGGCAUAUUGCUGAGUAGCAGUGUCAUAAGGAAGAUGCGCAACAAUCUGGAUUGGUGUGUACGAAAUGGUGUCACAAAUGUGCAUAGCGUCAAUAUAGGACGGUGUGUAAAAUAUUCAAGCAAUUUGUCGGGAUGUCAAGCCAGUUUUCAGGGGGUACAUGAAGACAUCUACACAUUGCAGCCGCAUGUAAAAUUGUUUAAAGAUUUAAAUAUCCUUGCCAGAGACGAGGCUUUCCGAAAUGCAACAAUGGUUUAUCCCGUUACAUCAAUGGAUGACUUAUAUCGUUUACAUGCAUACUUCUCAAAGUAUCAUUUAGAAACGAUACAACAACGCAGCUUUGACUUGGAGCGUAAAUCAUAUCGGAUAGCUAACGGUUCAAUAUCGAAUAAUAUACUCGAAAUCCGUUGGCCACUUGGUGUACCCAGUGGUUCAGCGCCUGAAACGCGCCAUGACAUCAUAACGUGGCACCUCAUCAACAGCACACACAUUUUUCUGCCCAAUGCCGAAAAUAUUAUCGAGCCACUCAGUCGCCACGACAAAUUGGAUUUUGACAAAGUGCUUGAAAUUGUUGUUGCCUAUGCCAAGCGGAAGCAUUCGCAUUUGCAGUUUAUCAAUUUGCAUACAGUGUAUAGGAAAUUUGAUGCGACGCGUGGCAUGGAUUAUCAAUUCCAUUUAAAUUUGCGUGACACACGUCGCUCCGAUGAAUUGGUGACAAAAAGUUUUCAAGUUGUUAAACCGCUGGGGCGUGUUGAGGUUAUACCAUCGCCAUAUGUCACCGAAAGCACACGGAUCGCCAUAAUGGUGCCAACGUUUGAACAUCAAGCAGAGGAUGCUGUCAAUUUUAUUGCCGAAUAUGAGCGUAUUUGCAUGCAAAAUCAGGAUAAUACAUUUUUGCUGUUGAUUUUCCUAUAUCGAUACGAUUCCAUGAGCAAAGGUGAAAGCGAUCCAUUUAAAAAUCUGAAAACACUCGCUUUAGAUUUAUCGACAAAGUACAAAAAUGAUGGCUCACGCAUAGCCUGGGUGUCCAUACGUCUGCCGUCAGCGGUUAGUGACACACCACCACCUGAUGACAUUAUGCACAACUCCUUAUAUGGACGCAAUGAAAUUUUAAGUGUUGCUGUGGCAGACUUGGCGCUGCCAAAAAUCGGAUUGGAUAGUCUUGUGUUGAUGGCAUCUACAGAUAUUAACUUCAAAACGGAUUUUUUGAAUAGAGUUCGCAUGAAUACCAUUCAGGGUUUCCAAAUAUUUUCACCAAUAGGUUUCAUGAUGUAUCCAUGUAGGUUGGCUCACUUUUGCAAAGAAUGUGAAUCAUGUGAUGUGAGUCAAAGCACGGGCUAUUUUGACAAAUGGAAUUACGAUCUAACAUCGUUCUACAGUCGGGAUUAUGUGCAAGCACGUAAGAUGAUUGAAUCAACUUUGCCAAUAACACGCUCCGACAAUGACAUUGAGCAGCUUCUUGCCCGCACUGAUCAAACAAUAACCACCAUCUUGGAUAUGUUUGUAGCUUCAAAACUGCCCGUGCACAUCCUGCGCGGCACUGAACCGAAUUUGCGUUACGGUAUUGCGAUACGGAGUCAUACCAAUAGCGGUGGUGAUAUUCUAAAAUGUCCUGCAUUGCGAGAGUACAACAAAUUAUACCACAUAUCCAAUGAAAUACCCCAGCGAUAUGACGCUGCGCAGCCUGAGAGUGAUACGGCGACCGACGCUGCUGCUGACUUGCAAAGGCGAAAAUGCAUACACUUAGCAUCGAGAAAACAAAUAGGUGAUGCCAUUAUACGUUUCGAAGAUCGAAGUAUACUGCACAAAUAAUUUACACAAAGCGCGAACCUUUGCACAAAAGAAUUGUUUGACAAAAAAAAACUAAAAAAUCCAUACUUGACUAUUAUUAGAUGCGUGAAGUAAACUCAUCUCUCUAGUGCAUUUGACGUCGCACUUGACUACAACGCAGUAUAACUGCUGAACUGGUUAGCCGAGUGCCGGAUGAUGCACGUUAACUUUUUAAUGCUCAAAUUUGCAUGAUAUUGUAAAUAUUAGUUUAAAUCCUGCAAACCUGUCAUUUAAGGAGAUUUUAUGCUGUUUUGCAAAAAAAAAACAAAAAAGAUACUACUUUUGUAUAUUAGUCUAUUUUGCCAAAAUACUUGCAUACAAACGCACAAACGACGCGUGCACAUUUGUAUUAACUAUAACUAAGUAGUUUUUGUUUUAAGUUAAAUUUAUUUAUUUUUAUAGUUUUAAGACGACCGGCUGAGCCGCAGCUGAUUCCUAUCGAUUGAAUGUAACGAAAUGACUUCUUAUGUGCAUGUACAAUAGUCCUAGAAUACCUAGUAUAUAAUUUGUAAGUAAUACUUAAGGCUGUUUUAAAGUGUUUUUGUCUAUGUAUGUACAUCAACAAAGUACAUAGAAAUGCCCAAACUUGUCAUUUCCAAAUGAAAAUAUUUAAAUACGUAUAUAUGUAUAUAAGUAGCGAUUUUAAAUUAAUUUGGUGUUUAGUUACUAUAUGAAACCUGGGCCCUUACUCUGUAGUUCGAAUCAAUAAUAAAUUUGUGCGAAUUCGAACGAUUGGUACUAUAAAAGUGUUAAGUGUUCGUAUAGUACUUCUUUUCGAUUCGAACUACAGAAUGAGGGCCCUGUAUUUGUUAUCAUCAGUGUUUUAAGUAUACCUUAUGUAUCUGUGUAUGUAUGUAGUAUGUUCAUCUCGCCAUGACUGCCAUGUAUUUAGUUUCACGAGCCACAAAAUGUUAAAUUUAUUUUUAUUUUUUAACUUUUUGUAUAUUUAAAAGUAAAUACGUAAAAGGAGUUCAUGCCUUAUUUAAAAGAAAGGGAGCGAGCUUUUUAUACGUAUGUAUGCAUGUAUUUGUAGUCUGUUGCUUGGGCGCCGAAAAUCUCUCCAAACUAUUUAAGUGGAGCUUAGUUAGCUUCUUUCUACCUAAAUAUUUCAUAUUUUCCAUUUAAAACUACAA